AGUCUUCACUUGAACGCCGGACAGCGCACAACGUGCUCCAAGCUGCAAGCUUCCAGCUAUUUAUUUGGCUACUCCAAGCUCAGAUCGUGUGCUCGUGGCAUAAUUUUGAUAGUGUGUUUUGCUCAUAUAACAAAUUUGCAUUGAUCUUGUGCAUAUAACGUGUUUUCGGAACAGUUCGCAUUUUACUAAACGCACUGCAAAAGCACCCAAGAUGGCUGAUCUAUCGCCCGUGCAGGAAUAUUAUAAGGACAAGACCGUGUUCAUAACUGGUGCAUCCGGUUUCAUGGGCAAGGUGCUGCUGGAGAAGCUGCUCUAUUCAUGCCACUCGCUCAAGGAGGUGAUCAUCAUUUGCCGUCCCAAGCGCGGCAAGACGCCUGAGGCGCGACUCGAGGAUAUGUUCAAGCUGCCCAUAUUCCAACGCAUCAAGGACGAACGGCCGCACAUGCUAAAGAAGGUGACCAUCUACCAGGGCGAUGUGACCUACGAUUUGCUGGGCUUGAGCGGCGACAGUCUGAAGCAUGUGGUGGAGAACACGAACAUAGUGUUCCACAUGGCCGCCACUCUGAAGCUGGAGGGUAAUCUGCGGGACGCCAUUGACAUGAACCUGUUGGGCACAAAGCGUGCUCUGAACGUGGCCAAGGAUAUGAAACAAUUGGAGGCUUUCGUUCAUCUGUCGACGGCAUUUUGCAAUUGUGAUCAGGAGGUCAUGUAUGAGAAGGUCUAUGAAUUUCCGCACAAGCCCGAGGAUCUGAUGCGUCUGGCCGAAUGGAUGGAUGUGAAAACAUUGGAUGCCAUUACGCCCGAUCUAUUGAAGCCCCAUCCCAAUACCUAUACCUAUUCGAAGCGUCUCGCCGAGCUGCUGGUGCGCGACCAUUACGAAACGAUGCCGGUCAUCAUAGCCCGUCCCAGCAUCGUUACGCCCGCUGCCGCGGAGCCGCUGCCUGGUUGGGUGGACAAUAUGAAUGGACCGACAGGUGUACUGAUUGGCGCCGGCAAAGGUGUCAUCCGUUCCAUGAUCUGCAACGGUGAGCUCAGGUCAGAGGUUAUACCAGUGGACAUAGCUAUCAAUGGCCUGAUUUUGUUGCCGUAUCACAACAGUCGGCUUAAGCAGAAGCCCCAGCAGAUACCCGUCUAUAAUCUAACAGUCGAUGAUGCCAAGAAGCGCAGCUGGAAGUGGAUCAUGGAUGUGGGCCGCGAUCUGGGCCUGAAAUAUCCUUUCGACGUGGGCCUCUGGUAUCCGGAUGGCAAUAUGACAACCAGCAAAUUCUAUCAUACCAUCUGUACCAUUCUGUUUAUGUGGCUGCCCGCCUAUGUCAUUGAUUUCCUUCUGGCCAUCUUUGGACAACGUCGCUUCAUGGUGCGCGUGCAAACGAAAAUAUCGGUGGGCCUGGAGGUGCUACAAUUCUUCACAACACGCAACUGGGACUUUAAGUCAACGCAUUUUGAGCAAAUCUAUAAAGAAAUAUCUGAGGAAGAUCGCAAAAUUUUCAAAAUCAAUACAAACGAUGUGGACGAUUAUGAAUACAUGAAGAUUAGCAUUCUGGGUGGACGUCAAUAUGUUAUGAAGGAGCCGUUGACCUCCUUGCCCAAGGCGCGCAUACAGCUGCGAUUCAUGUAUGUGUUGGAUCGCAUCAGCAAGGGGCUGAUACUGGGAGGCUUCAUCUAUUGGGCCUCCAUGAGACUGGGUCUGAUCGAUCUCGUGCGACACGGCAUUGAGGCAGUCAAGCAUUGAACAACGUGGAUGAAAACGGAAUGGGAACCAUCAUAUAUGGGUUGCGCUGGUUCAUAUACUUGUGCAUGUUUUUCCCCAUAUUUUUCACAUUAUCUUGUCAAAGUAGUGGCAGGGCUUAAGAUUGAAAUAUUCAGGGUUUUUUGUAUAUUAAUUAACAUUAAAGUUGCACAUACAAUUAUAAGAAUAUAUUAUUGUUUAA
This is a messenger RNA of Drosophila virilis, 1931 nucleotides long. RefSeq names its product putative fatty acyl-CoA reductase CG5065. The record is from RefSeq and is a predicted model, not a curated record. NCBI's taxonomy places the organism in Eukaryota, Metazoa, Arthropoda, Insecta, Diptera, Drosophilidae. Gene Ontology annotation, molecular function: alcohol-forming very long-chain fatty acyl-CoA reductase (NADP+) activity. Gene Ontology annotation, cellular component: peroxisome. Gene Ontology annotation, biological process: long-chain fatty-acyl-CoA metabolic process.